CCUCGCCGCCCGGGGGGAUGUCUUACAAACCGAACUUGACCGCGCACAGGCCCACCGCCUCCCUCAGCGCCGCUGGGAGCGUCCACCCGCCUUCCACCAACAUGGCGACGUCCUCCCAGUACCGCCAGCUGCUGAGUGAGUACGGACCACCAUCUCUAGGCUACGCGCAGGGAACCGGGAACAGCCAGGUGCUCCAGAGCAAAUAUGCUGAGCUGCUGGCCGUCAUCGAAGAGCUGGGGAAGGAGAUCCGACCCACGUACUUGGGCAGCAAGAGCGCGAUGGAGAGACUGAAACGAGGCAUCAUCCACGCGAGAGGGCUGGUUCGGGAGUGCUUGGCCGAGACGGAGCGGAACGCCAGGUCCUAGCCUCCGAGUCAGCGCGAAGGCUUUCCAUCUUCUUCCCAGAAGUGACAGCUCAUGCCCCCUAUUCAGAUGAAUCUUGGUUUCAAAAUGGUAACAGCUUGGUUUCUCCUCCCCGCCCCUCCCGUGGUUCGUCAGGCUCCGAACCUCCCGUCGCUGAGAUGGAGAUUUUCGCAGUUAUUAGGUUUAUAUGUUAGUUAGGAACUACCCAGGGCGUUCUGUGUUUUUUUUAAGCAUUGAUUUACAUGAUGCACGUCAGUUACCUAUCACCGCAAACCGUAGUUGGCCUCCCAGAUACCGGUGUUUCUCUUCUGGAUGCAUUUCUGUUACGUGGUUCUUUGUUUCUCUUCUGAGCUGAUCCAGCUCUGAGGGUUUGUUUCAGAGUCCUGCCGCAGCGCUUUAGUGGCCAGCGCUUUCACCACACACUAUAAAUUCUGCUCAGUGUAACUUUUUUUUCUUUUUUGCUUAAGCAUUUGCAUGACUAUUAGUACUUUGAAGUCCAUCUAUAAAAUGCACAAGUUAUAAAUACAGAAGAAAGAGCAACUUACCGAACCUCAACCUCCAACCUCGCCUGACAAGGACCCCUGAAAUCUUCCCUAAUGAUGUAUGUAGACUUCAGUUCCGCCUUUCCCAUCAGUGGAUCCAAACAUCUGGAAGAAAGUGACUAAUACUGUUUGCAUCUUUGUAUGUAUUUAUUACUUGAUGUAAUAAAGCUUAUUUUCAUUAACAA
Messenger RNA from Myotis lucifugus (little brown bat), 1089 nucleotides. Its product is annotated as cyclin-dependent kinase 2-associated protein 1. The record is from RefSeq and is a predicted model, not a curated record. The transcript has a single exon. Lineage: Eukaryota; Metazoa; Chordata; Mammalia; Chiroptera; Vespertilionidae. Gene Ontology annotation, cellular component: nucleus; cytoplasm. Bases 18 to 365 code for a protein of 115 amino acids.